AUGCUUCAUCAGAAUCCCCCUCCUCCUCCAUUUGAAUUUGGCAAGAUUUUAGGUUCUCUCGUCAAAACCAAACAUUACCAUACUGUUGUUUCCCUUUCUCAACAAAUGGAAUUCAGUACAGUUACUCCUGAUUUUGUUACUUACAACAUUCUCAUGAAUUCUCUCUGUCAAUUGGGCUAUAUUCCUUUUGCUUUUUCUGUUUUCGCAAAGAUUCUCAAGAAGGGUUAUCAACCAAAUGUCGUAACCUUCAAUACACUCAUCAAGGGUCUCUGUUUCAUUGGUCACCUCCAUCAAGCAUUGCAAUUUCAUGACAAAUUGGUAGCACAAGGAUAUCAGCUGGACCAUGUUAGUUAUGGAACCUUGAUCAAUGGUUUAUGCAAGGCAGGACAAACAACGGCUGCUCUACGGUUGCUUAGACGAGUUGAUGGCAAAUUGGUCCAGCCUAAUGUGGUAAUGUACUCUACGAUCAUUGACAGCAUGUGCAAAGAUAAACUUGUUAGUGAUGCAUGUGAUUUAUAUUCUGAAAUGGUUGCUAAGAAAAUUUAUCCUGAUGUUAUCACUUACAAUGCUUUAAUUAGUGGUUUUUGUAUUGUUGGUAAAUUGAAAGAAGCGGUUUGUUUGUGUAAUAAAAUGACAUUGGAAAACAUCUACCCGAAUGUGUUUACCUUUAAUAUAUUGGUGGAUGCUUUUUGUAAGGAAGGAAAGGUGAAACAAGCACAAAAUGUGUUAGCUAGGAUAAUUAAAAAUGACAUUAAACUUAAUGUUGUUACGUACAAUUCUUUAAUGGAUGGGUAUUGUCUAGUAAAUGAAGUGAACAAAGCCAAUGAUAUAUUCAAGACAAUGGUCCAAAGGGGAGUGACUCCUGAUGUUUACAGCUACAAUAUCAUGAUUAAUGGAUUCUGUAAGAUUAAAGUGGCAGGCAAAGCUAUAAGUCUCCUCAAAGAAAUGCAUUGCAGAAAAAUUGUUCCAAAUACAGUAACUUAUAGUUCCCUUAUUGAUGGCUUGUGCAAAUUGGGGAGAAUCUCUUAUGCUGUAGAUCUUGUCGAUGAGAUGUGUGAUAGAGGUCAACUACCUAAUAUAAUUACGUACAGUUCUAUAUUGGAUGCUUUAUGCAAAAACCAUCAAGUUGAUAAGGCAAUUGCAUUAUUUAAAGAAUUUAAAGACAGAGGUAUUCAACCUAAUGUGUACACAUACACUAUUCUUAUCGAUGGAUUGUGUAAAGAUGGAAGACUAAAUGAUGCAGGAAAGGUUUUUGAAGAACUUUUGGUCAAAGGCUACAAUCUUAAUGUCUGUACAUAUACUGUUAUGAUCCAGGGGUUUUGUAAGAGUGGCUUGUUUGACGAAGCGUUGACAUUGCUGUCAAAAAUGAAAGACAAUGGUUGCAUUCCGAAUGCUCAAACUUAUGAAAUCAUUAUUCUUUCCCUAUUUGAAAAUGAUGAAAAUGAUAAAGCAGAGAAACUUCUUUGUGAAAUGAUUGCGAGAGGUCUAAUGUACAUCUGCUCUUCGGAAUUUGACACAGAAUAUGUGAUUGAUGGUAUCAAAUAUUUGAUUAAAGUAUUUGUGUAUUUCAAUGGCCACAAGCCUGCUGUUCAAACCAAGAUUCCAGAUGACGCCAAAUCAUUUGUCACCUUGAAAGAAAUGUUGAACAGUUUGCUGCCUGAUUCUGUUAACAAAAGGGUAACAAAGAUUGAGUUUCGGGAGGACUGUAUUGAUACAAAUGGAAGGAUGUUCAAAGCAUAUAAAAAAAGUGACCUAAGUGCUUCAUUCAUUCCCAUUCCAAAAUCCAAUUUAAGAUUGUUGGGUGUGCUGAGCGACAAGACAAGAAUGUCGUUUUUAAGGUACCUUGCUUCUGUUUCCUUUCCAAAUUGUAGAUCAUACUCUCAGUGUCUGCGCCAUUUGAAUGAUGAUGUUGAUGUUGUUUCCUUGUUUAAUCGAAUGCUUCAUCAGAAUCCCACUCCUCCUCUCAUUGAAUUUGGCAAGAUUUUAGAUUCUCUUGUCAAAGCCAAACAUUACCAUACUGUUGUUUCCCUUUCUCAACAAAUGGAAUUCAGUAAAGUUACUCCUGAUUUUGUUACUUACCAUAUUCUCAUGAAUUCUCUCUGUCAAUUGGGUUAUAUUACUUUUGCUUUUUCUGUUUUCGCAAAGAUUCUCAAGAAGGGUUAUCAACCAAAUGUCGUAACCUUCAAUACACUCAUCAAGGGUCUCUGUCUCAAAGGUCACCUCCAUCAAGCAUUGCAAUUUCAUGACAAAUUGGUAGCACACGGAUAUCAGUUGAACCAAGUUAGUUAUGGAACCUUGAUCAAUGGUUUAUGCAAGGCAGGACAAACAAGGGCUGCUCUACAGUUGCUUAGACAAGUUGAUGGCAAAUUGGUCCACCCUGAUGUGGUAAUGUACUCUACGAUCAUUAACAGCAUGUGCAAAGAUAAACUUGUUAGUGAUGCAUGUGAUUUACAUUCUGAAAUGGUUGCAAAGAAAAUUUCUCCUAAUGUUUUCACUUACGGUGCUUUAAUAAGUGGGUUUUGUAUUGUUGGUAAAUUGAAAGAAGCAAUUCAUUUGUGUAAUAAAAUGACAUUGGAAAACAUCUACCCGAAUGUGUAUACCUUUAGUAUAUUGGUGGAUGCUUUUUGUAAGGAAGGAAAGGUGAAAGAAGCAAAAAAUGUGUUAGCUAGGAUGAUUAAAAAUGACAUUAAACUUAAUGUUGUUACCUACAAUUCUUUAAUGAAUGGGUAUUGUCUAAUAAAUGAAGUGAGCAAGGCCAAUGAUAUAUUCAAGACUAUGUUCAAAAGGGGAGUGACUCCUGAUGGUUGGAGCUACAAUAUCAUGAUAGAUGGAUUUUGUAAGAUUAAAAUGGUGGAUGAAGCUAUUAAUCUCUUCAAAGAAAUGCAUUGCAAAAAAAUCAUUCCUAAUACUAUAACUUAUAGUUCCCUUAUUGAUGGCUUGUGCAAAUUGGGGAGAAUCUCAUAUGCUUUGGAGCUUGUAGAUGAGAUGUGUAGUAUAGGUCAACUACCUGAUAUAAUUACGUACAGUUCUAUAUUAGAUGCUUUGUGCAAAAACAAUCAAGUUGAUAAGGCAAUUGCAGUAUUUAAAGAAUUUAAAGGCAAAGGUAUUCAACCAACUGUGUGCACAUACAAUAUUCUUAUCGAUGGAUUGUGUAAAAGUGGUAGACUAAAGGACGCACAAAAGGUUUUUGAAGAACUUUUGGUCAAAGGAUACAAUCUUGAUGUCUACACAUAUACUGUUAUGAUCCAGGGGUUUUGCGACAAGGGCUUGUUUGAUGAAGCGAUGACCUUGCUGUCAAAAAUGAAAGACAAUGGUUGCCUUCCAAACGCUAUAACUUAUGAAAUAAUUAUCCGUUCCCUUUUUGAUAAAGAUGAAAAUGAUAAGGCAAAUAAACUUCUUUGUGAAAUGACUGCAAGAGGUCUAUUGUAAGGCUGAAACUAGGUAAGCUAUUUGCCUAUUGUUGUACAUUAUUAUUUUGAACUUAUGUUUCAAUGCUGUUUCAUCAUUUUAUUUAUGAAGUUGCUUUACCCAAUUGAAAAAAAAGGCUUUUUGUUAUUUCGUUUUGUUGAGUGUGCUUAUGCUUCCCAACUAAUAGAGUGGUGAGUUCCAACUUGAGUGAAAUUGGUAGGAUAUGAAAAUUAAUGUUAUCUUAGGAGUGUUGUUGGGUUGAAUUUGUACUUACUUUAGAAAAUACUUAGUUUCAACAUUUACAAAUUCAUUUUUGAUACAAAAGUCAAAGACCUGUGAUGGGAUGAUGGAUAUGAGCAAAGGUCAAGAGACUGAAAGUGAUCCAAGAAUGAAAACCGUAUACAUUUGCGUACGCAAUGCCUAUAAUAGUUAUGAGAAAGAAUUAGUUAGAGAAUGAGCACAUUGUGAAUUCAAAUUUUAAUUGUAGUUUUAGUUCUCAUUGCCAACUUGCUAUUGUUUUUUAAAUUCCUUGGCUUUAAUGCACGUCAAAUCCAGAAGCA
Molecule: messenger RNA, 3968 nt
Organism: Vicia villosa (hairy vetch)
Lineage: Eukaryota; Viridiplantae; Streptophyta; Magnoliopsida; Fabales; Fabaceae
Product: pentatricopeptide repeat-containing protein At4g31850, chloroplastic-like
Exons: 4
Coding region: 1-3429 (1142 amino acids)
Molecular function (GO): protein binding
Source: RefSeq, a predicted model, not a curated record